AUGGGAAACGAAAAACUUCAUCAAACACAAUACAUUGGUCUCUACGAUCGAAUUCGCAAUAAUACGUUAAGUAUUGUAUUUCUUUUUGCCAGUUGCUUAUUAUUCAGUAUUAUGAUUGCUUUAAUACCUUCAUUAAUAUCUUUAUAUUUACCUAAUCAUGAUAUUCAAGUGAUUCGUUCUAAUGAUAAUGCAACUGAUCUAUGGUUAAUACGAUAUGUGACAAAUUUAACAAGUUUUCAUCAUAUUUCCACUCGUGCCAUUUCUUCCCCAUAUGACAAAUCAAGUUUAGGCAGAUCAUUUUCUGCAGCCUUAAACGUUCCUUCAAGUACAAUAUUGAUUAAGACAGCUGUGCUUAUUUCAUUUAGUGGUUCUUCUGCACAUCGUAAACGUCGACAAGAAACAACAACAAUAGCAAGUACUUCAUCUUCACCUAUUUAUCUCGAUGUCGUUUUACAAGCUGUAUAUCCGCAUAAAUGCUUUCAUGUUAGCCAAUGCCAAAAAUUAUUUCGAAAACGAAUUCUAUCUCAAUUUUUAAAUCUUCAAUCUUAUAUUCUCACUGCAGAAUUGUCCGAUGGAAAUAGCCUUACUCUUCAACUUCAGUUGAUAAGUCUAACUCAAUAUUAUGAUCUUUUGCAUUCAUUUCACGUCCAAGCUCCAGUGAUCACUCUGUAUCGUUUUGGUGGACGAUAUCUAUCUGAACUUGAGGUUUUUAUAACCAUUUCCUAUGGUUAUCUGCUUCAUGUUCGUUCCACUAUUCGGUUUUUCCUUUUGAUCUUGAAUUAUCUACCUGAUAUUAAAAGUUCGAGAACAUUUUCUGGAAAAAAAACACCAACGCGAGACGAUUUAAUUCUCGAGUCGGCGAUGAAGCCACGACGGCCUGGGAAAAUUUUGAUCAGCGUUGGAGUCGAAGCCAUUUUACCAAGCUCUGAUGAAUCAACGACAACGAUAAGUACAGUUAAUUCACAGCAGACCAGUACUCUAGAAUCUAAUAAUAUAACCUCUGGAGUUAUCUUAACUGUAACAUCUACGAGCACCGCUGGAGCUACCACGAUUGGGACCACAACCACUACAACUACGACGACCACAACCACUUUAUGUGUACCAUCUUCGGGAACAUCGUGGCAGCAAAGUGCUAUUACCAUAUUUGGUAAUUCAUCUGGUGUCAGUGGUUCUGAUCUUCUGCAUCUCAAUACGCCAAUUGGUCUAUAUUACGAUAAAGCUAAUAAUGUUUUUAUCACCAGUGAUUUUCAAAACCAUCGUAUUCUCAAAUUUUCUUUUACUAAUCCAUCUUCAGCAGGAACAGUAAUUGCUGGAGAUGGUAAUACUGGAUGUACUCCAACAAAUUUAAGGACUCCUGUUGGAGUAGCUUUAGAUAAUUCUAGUCAAUUGUAUGUAGCAGAAGUAACAUGUAGCCGUCUUAUUAGAUUUCCAGCAAACUCAAAUUCAUCAACAGGAGGGACAGAUCUUAGUACAUCGUUAAAUCAUCCUCAGCAAUUACUUCUAGAUGCACAAAAUAAUGAUAUAUACGUGGCUAGUGGUGACGAUCACGUGAUUUAUAAGCUUGCUGGCGGCACUGGAUCACCCGCUGUUGUAGCAGGCACAUCUGGUAGCCCAGGUAGCGCCUUAAACCAGCUUAGAAAUCCCAAUGGAGUCUAUUUCGAUUACUUAUAUACAAAUUCUUUAUAUGUGGCUGAUGCUGGUAAUAAUCGUGUGUUGAAAUUUCCACCAAAUUCAGUGACAGGAACAUCUGGAACAAUUGUGGCUGGAGGUAACAAUGCUGGAUCUGCAGCAAAUCAGCUAAGUAAUCCAAGAGUAAUAUUGGUGGAUAGCACUGGAGCUGUCUAUGUAUCUGAUGGAGGUAACAAUCGUAUUCAACGAUGGGCAGCAGGUGCUGCUAAUGGUGUUACAAUCGUCGGCUCAGCGUCAGGAACAUCGGGAACAGCAUCGAAUCUUCUAAGUUUCCCUGAGUCAUUUCUUUUUGAUGCAAAUGGUAAUAUGAUCGUUGUGGAUAGACUUAACAAUCGAAUUCAGAUGUUCAAUGUAACAACAUGCUAG
Adineta ricciae is the source of this 2055-nucleotide messenger RNA. Lineage: Eukaryota; Metazoa; Rotifera; Eurotatoria; Adinetida; Adinetidae. The record is from the annotation of a GenBank genome assembly.